Messenger RNA from Anisakis simplex (herring worm), 3219 nucleotides. Lineage: Eukaryota; Metazoa; Nematoda; Chromadorea; Rhabditida; Anisakidae. The record is from the annotation of a GenBank genome assembly.
AUGAAUAAGAAAACAAUGAAGAGAACGUUUCGCACUGAACUGAAUCUUUCAAGUGCGAUGCCUUUGUUCCUUGCGAAAUAUCGCUUUGCCAAAUCCGUUUCAAGUGAACGACAGCUUUCGCGAGUGUGGUUCACUCAUCAAUAUCGUCAAAAUACAACCUCUGCAAAGCAAAAUGCGAACACAAAUGUGAUGUCGAGCGUUUACGCUCAACAAAUGUAUAAGGCGUGGUGUAAUGAUCCAACAUCAGUGCAUUCAUCAUGGGACAAAUACUUUCGCAGUGCACACCAGGGAUGUGUGAACGUGCCUCCAGUAGUUCCUUCAACGUCCUCUUCUACAGCAACUUAUCUUCCAUCCAAAACAGGGACAUUUAAAUCGCAUUUAAAAGUGAAUGCAACGAAAGAAAUCAACGAUCACUUGAAAGUGCAAAAUCUGAUUCGACGCUAUCAGAAAUCGUUGAUCUUAAAAGCCGGAGAGCCAUAUCACCUACACGUAUGGUUUAUGUUCGGUAUCCCCUUCAUCAUGGCGAAGGAACACGUGAAAAGUUUAGCUCUGAUCUUAAAAGUUAUUGGUCAUACACUAGCUGCGCUUGAUCCACUGGGCGUAAGUCAUCCACAUCUUGAUUCGAAAUUUUUCUCAAAACCUGAUAUGAAAUCCUAUGGAUUCACCGAACAGGACUUAGAUCGACAAUUCAUUUUGCCUAUGGAUACGUUUAUUGGUGGAAAAGAAAAAACGUUGAAACUCCGGGAAAUUAUUUCGCGACUCGAGAAGACAUACUGUGGACAUACGGGCGUUGAGUAUAUGCAUCUGACUAAUUAUGAGGCAUUGGAGUGGAUACGACGCCGUUUCGAAUCCCCUCUUAGUAUCACGCUUGAUCGGCAACAGAAAGAAAUUAUUCUAAAACGACUCAUUCAGUCCACUUUCUUCGAGGAAUUCUUAGCCAAAAAGUGGCCGGGUGAGAAGCGAUUUGGUUUGGAAGGAUGCGAAGUGCUGAUUCCAGCAGUUAAACAGCUGAUGGAUCGCUCAGCCAUGUUUGGUGUCGAUUCUUUCGUUAUUGGUAUGCCACAUAGAGGUCGUUUAAAUGUAUUAGCGAAUGUGUGUCACCAACCGUUCCCGAUAAUCUUCUCGCAAUUCUCAUCCCUAAAACCAACUGAUGAGGGAACAGCUGAUGUAAAAUACCAUUUGGGUUUAUGCGUUAAUCGAUUCAAUCGUGCGUCGCAUAGUAACGUUAAAAUUGCGGUUGUCGCAAAUCCAUCGCACUUAGAAGCAGUAGAUCCAGUGGUACUCGGUAAAGUACGUGCUGAGUUAUUGUACAGACGAGACGGAGACGCUGAACAUACACUGGCAAUAUUAAUGCACGGAGAUGCGGCUAUUUCGGGUGAAGGUAUUGUGAUGGAAACGUUCAAUCUGAACAAUCUGAAUGCGUACACAGUGAAAGGAUGCAUUCAUAUCGUUGUCAAUAAUCAGAUAGGCUUCACGACAGAUCCUCGGGCAUCACGCUCGUCGCCAUACUGUACGGAUAUUGGUCGUCUGUUGGGAUGUCCAAUAUUCCACGUGAACAGUGACGAUCCUGAAGCAGUGGUGCACGUUUGUAAUGUUGCUGCAGAUUGGCGAAGGAAAUUCAGAAAGGAUGUCAUCAUCGACUUGGUAUGUUACCGACGUUUCGGUCAUAACGAACUGGAUGAGCCAAUGUUAACGCAACCAAUUAUGUAUCAACGGAUCAAACAAAUUCAACCAGUGUUUCGAAUUUAUCAUGACCAAUUAAUCAAUGAAGGAACGUUUGAUAGUCAUUUUAUUCAGGAAGAAGUCGAGAGCUACAAUGAGUUGUUGGAAGAGGGAUAUGCAGAAGCGAAACGAGUGAAACGCCUUCGAAACCGCGAUUGGCUAGACUCACCAUGGCCUGAGCAGAGUAAAUUCAUGAAACGUGAUGAACCGAUUAAUAUACCGAGCACUGGAGUGACCAAGCGAAAAAUUGAUAUCAUCAUGAGUAAAUUUGCCUCCGUACCUGAAGAAUUCAAUUUACAUAAGGGUUUAGAGAAGAUUAUAAAAGGACGUCAAAAAAUGCACGAGGAGGAAAGUUAUGACUGGGCGUGUGGAGAGGCUUUGGCGUUCGGAUCGCUACUUCUUGACGGAACGCAUGUUCGCCUAUCUGGAGAAGAUGUUGAACGUGGUACAUUUUCACAUCGACACCACGUGCUGCACGACCAAAAAGUCGAUGGAAGAACUUAUGUGGCACUCAGCAGUAUGUCUGGAGAGCAAGCUGAAUACACCGUAUGCAAUUCGUCGUUAUCCGAAUACGGUAUUCUGGGAUUCGAAUUCGGCUAUUCAAUGGUCGAUCCAAAUUCGUUGGUAGUUUGGGAGGCACAAUUUGGUGAUUUUGCAAACAAUGCACAAUGUAUUAUUGAUCAAAUCAUAUGCUCAGGUGAAUCAAAAUGGAUCCGUCAAUCUGGCUUAGUGCUAUCGUUGCCACACGGUCACGAGGGUAUGGGUCCUGAACAUAGCAGUGCACGAGUGGAACGCUUCUUGCAGAUGUGCAACGAAGGAGAUGCAACAUUUGAUUCACUUCAGAAAGGUCAAUUCGGUAAUAAUUUUGCCGCAGAACAAUUGGCUGCAACCAACUGGAUAGUGACAAACUGUACAACACCCGCGAAUCUCUUUCAUGCUUAUCGAAGACAAGUUUUAAUGCCCUUCAGAAAACCACUUGUGCAAUUCGCACCAAAAUCACUGCUCCGUCAUCCGUUGGUAAGAUCUCCGCUGGCGGAUUUUCUUCCGACAACAAGUUUCAAGCGUAUGAUAGCCGAUGAUUCAGCAGCCUCGCAAGCGCCUCAUAAUGUCAAUCGUCUCAUUUUUUGCUCAGGCAAAAUUUACUACGAUUUGACAGCCGUUCGAAAAUAUUUAAAAAUGGAGUCAAGUAUUGCGAUCAAUCGCAUUGAACAACUCAGUCCGUUUCCGUACGAUUUGGUUGUGAAAGAGUUGCAUCGAUACAAGAACGCACAAGUGAUUUGGACUCAAGAAGAACACAAGAACGCCGGGGCAUGGACGUUUGUGCGACCGAAACUGAACACUCUUCUCGAAAGUUCGGAUCGAAAGGUUACAUAUGUUGGCAGACCACCAUCUGCCGUUCCCGCAACUGGAAACAAAUUCACACAUAUCAGCGAGCAACGCGACGUGCUAGCCAAAUCUAUGGGUGUGAAGCAGAAUGAAAUUGCAAAUUUUAAGUAA